AUGGGAAGCGUUGACACUUCUGUUCCUCCACCGAAAGUUGAAACGAGUACUUCGUCCUAUGUUGUUAAUGAGCAUCCCUUGGGGAAACCAGAUCUAUUGAAAGUAAUCUGCAUAGGUGCGGGUGCUACAGGUUUGGAAGUUGCCUACAAGCUCCAAAAACAUCUCCGCAAUGUCGACUUCCAGAUUUACGAGAAAAACGAAGCCCUGGGCGGCACUUGGCUGGAAAAACAGGCGAGUUAG
This is a messenger RNA of Cladophialophora bantiana CBS 173.52, 240 nucleotides long. RefSeq lists its product as uncharacterized. NCBI's taxonomy places the organism in Eukaryota, Fungi, Ascomycota, Eurotiomycetes, Chaetothyriales, Herpotrichiellaceae. Bases 1 to 240 code for a protein of 79 amino acids. The record is from RefSeq and is a predicted model, not a curated record. The transcript has a single exon.